Messenger RNA from Sorex araneus (European shrew), 7266 nucleotides. RefSeq names its product PATJ crumbs cell polarity complex component (gene PATJ). Lineage: Eukaryota; Metazoa; Chordata; Mammalia; Eulipotyphla; Soricidae. Gene Ontology annotation, molecular function: protein binding. Bases 175 to 5985 code for a protein of 1936 amino acids. The transcript is spliced from 46 exons. The record is from RefSeq and is a predicted model, not a curated record.
CAGGCGGGGAGGGUCGCCGCGGCGCUCGGGGUGGACCUGCCAGGUGAGGCGCGGUCACCCCGGCCUCUCACUUCCGCCCAGGUGAGCCAGGGCCGCGCCGGGCCCGCCGGGGCUCCCAGCCGCGCCGCCGCGGGACCAGGUUUCUUUAAAAGCGACUAAAGAGAGCAAGUCAGAAUGCCCGAGAAUCCCGCCACAGAUAAACUGCAGGUCCUGCAAGUCCUCGACCGCCUGAGACUGAAACUGCAGGAGAAGGGUGACACGUCGCAGCAGGAGAAGCUGUCUCUGUUCUACGAGACGCUCAAGAGUCCUCUCUUCAACCAGAUCCUCACCCUCCAGCAGUCCAUCAAGCAGCUGAAGGGGCAACUCAGCCAUUUACCCUCAGAUUGCUCGGCCAACUUUGAUUUUUCAAGGAAAGGUCUGUUAGUGUUCACGGACAGUGCCAUUACUAAUGGGAGUGCCCACAGGCCCGCUGCAUCUGGGCUAUUUCCUUGGACCCCCAAGUCAGGAAAUGAAGACUUUACCGCAAUCAUUCAACAGAUGGCUCAGGGCCGGCAAAUUGAGUACAUAGACAUCGAACGGCCUCCCACCGGCGGCCUGGGCUUCAGCGUGGUGGCCCUGCGGAGUCAGAGUCUGGGAGAGGCCAACAUCUUCGUGAAGGAGGUGCAGCCCGGGAGCAUUGUGGCCAGGGAUCAAAGGUUAAAGGAAAAUGACCAGAUCCUGGCUAUUAAUCACACGCCCCUGGAUCAGCACGUUUCCCAUCAGCAGGCGAUUGCGUUGCUGCAACAAACCACUGGGUCUUUGCGCCUCGUUGUAGCCCGAGAAGGCGCUCACGUGACGACAGCUUCCACCACCCCUGACGUGCGUCUGCCUGAAACGGUUCACUGGGGCCAUAUUGAAGAUGUUGAGCUUGUUAAUGACGGCUCCGGAUUAGGUUUUGGAAUAGUUGGGGGGAAGUCAACUGGUGUGGUUGUGAGGACGAUCGUGCCUGGAGGACUAGCAGACCGAGAUGGCCGGCUCCAGACAGGAGACCACAUCUUGAAGAUCGGUUCCACAAAUGUGCAGGGAAUGACCAGUGAGCAAGUCGCCCAAGUGCUGAGGAACUGUGGGAAUUCAGUCAGGAUGCUCGUGGCCAGAAACCCCAUGGGUGAAAUUUCUGUAACUCCUCCGACCCCAACAUCCUUUCCUGUUGCUCAGCAGAAUGCAGCCCACAGAAGCUCUAGUUUCGAUGAUUUUACUCUUUCUGAAACUUAUGAUGUUGAACUCAUUAAAAAGGAUGGACAAAGUCUUGGAAUUAGAAUUGUAGGCUAUAUUGGAAACUCUCAUACAGGGGAAGCUUCAGGGAUUUAUGUGAAAAGUAUAAUACCUGGCAGUGCUGCAUAUUACAAUGGCCAAAUUCAAACAAAUGACAAGAUAAUUGCUGUUGAUGGUGUGAAUAUUCAGGGCUUCUCCAACCAGGAUGUUGUCGAAGUUUUACGCAACGCAGGGCAAGUGGUCCACCUCACGCUGGUCCGAAGGAAGGCUCCAUCUUCUGCUCCUCCUCCUGAACAGUCCGAGAAGAGAGGAAUUGCUGCAGAACCUCCGAAAACACCUACCCUCUUUCUAACUGGAGCAGUGGAGACAGAAACUACUCUGGACGGGGAGGAGGAAGAAGAAAUGGAAGAGAAGAUGGAUAAUCAGAACGUGGACAGUGCACCUGUAGUAGAGAAACCAGAAAGAGUCCCAGACACUCCAGAAAAUGAGCUGAAAUCCAGAUGGGAAAACAUAUUGGGCCAUGAUUAUGAAGUAAUGGUUGCAACAUUGGACACACAAGUUGCUGAUGAUGCUGAAUUACAAAGAUAUUCCAAGCUGCUGCCCAUUCACACGCUGAGGCUUGGCAUGGAAGUGGAUUCCUUUAACGGGCACCAUUACAUUUCCUCGAUUGUCCCAGGCGGUCCUCUGGAUAUGCUGGGCCUCCUCCAGCCAGAAGAUGAGCUCCUUGAGGUCAACGGCGUCCAGCUAUAUGGGAAGUCGCGCCGGGAGGCCGUCUCAUUCCUGAAGGCAGUGCCGCCGCCCUUCACCUUGGUUUGCUGUCGGCGGUUAUUUGAUGACGACGAGGUCUCCGUUGAUGAACCCAGGAGCCCUGGUACCUCUGCAGCUGAGAUGGAGGCUGACCACAACGUAGAUGUCAAUCAUGAAGAUGAGGAUGAUGAUGGGGAGUUAGCGCUCUGGUCUCCUGAAGUCAAAAUUGUUAAACUGGUGAAAGACCAGAAAGGCCUGGGAUUCAGCAUUUUGGAUUACCAGGACCCCUUAGACCCUACAAAGUCAGUGAUCGUGAUCCGCUCCCUGGUGGCAGAUGGUGUUGCAGAAAGAAGUGGGGCACUGUUACCCGGGGACCGCCUGGUGUCAGUCAAUGACCACUAUUUGGACAACACCCCGCUCGCAGAAGCCGUGGAAGUGUUGAAGGCCGUGCCACUGGGCACCGUGCACCUUGGCAUCUGUAAACCUUUAGUGGAAGAUGAUAAAGAGGAAGAAUGUCAUUAUAUUCUACCUUCAAACAGUAAUGAAGACAAAACUGAAGUUUCGGGAACAACUCAGGACAUAAGUUCAUCUUUAAUACUUGAAGCACCCAAGGAAUUCAGAGAUGAGCCCUAUUUUAAAGAAGAGCUUGUGGACGAGCCCUAUCUCCGUUUGGGGAAAUCUUUCCAGUCUCGGCAACACGAGAUAGACCACAGCCCAGAGGCCUGGGAGAUGGAAGAAUUCUUGACUCCCCAACUGCAAGAACUGGGGGAAGAAAGGGAAAUGCUCGUCGAUGAAGAGUAUGAGCUCUAUCAGGAUUGUUUGCAGUCCAUGGAGAUGUACCCCUCGCCGCACAUUCCCGGGACAGCUCCUCUCCCCACCGGGAGGGAACCCCACUAUGGUACCCAGUGGGUGCAGGAAGGCGAACCCUCUGACCUGCAGGAAGCAAGAUCCUCGAUGAGUCUCUAUCCCCAGGAAGUGCGGCAGUACGGCUACAGCCCUGAGCACAUGAUGAAAGAAGAUUUUGGCAGCGAUGCCCUCCCCUCCAUGCCUUCCACGGAAGGAAACAAUCAACAAGGCAGAUUUGAUGACCUGGAAAAUCUUCAUUCAUUAACUGAAAGCAGCCUGGAUUUAGGCGUGGUGGUUUCGGAUGAUGGCCAAGAUCCCGGCUUGCUUGCUGACCUUCCUGCUGUGGCUCGAAGAAGGGAGGAAGAAGACCUGCCUUUAUACCAGCUCCCCAGAACACACGGCGUGCCCAAGGCCUCAGCAUACACAGGAAUGUUGAGUUCCAGAUAUGCCUCCGAUGCAUGUGAGUUACCCGAGAGAGAAGAAGGAGAAGGAGAGGAGACUCCAAACUUCAGCCACUGGGGUCCGCCAAGAAUUGUGGAGAUUUUUAGGGAGCCCGAUGUGUCUCUGGGGAUUAGUAUCGUUGGUGGACAAACCGUUAUAAAACGUCUGAAGAAUGGAGAAGAGCUGAAAGGAAUAUUCAUCAAACAAGUUUUAGAAGACAGUCCAGCAGGAAGAACAAAUGCUCUUAAAACUGGAGAUAAAAUACUUGAGGUGUCUGGAGUGGAUCUGCAGAAUGCGUCCCACACAGAGGCUGUGGAAGCCAUCAAGAACGCAGGGAACCCGGUGGUGUUCGUGGUUCAGAGCCUGUCACCCACACCGAGAAUCAUUCCGAAUGCGCAGAACAAGGCCAACAGAAUUACGAGUAAUCAGGACCAAGGCACCCAGCAGAAAAGAGAAAAGAGACGGGGAGCUGCACCACCGCCCAUGAAACUGCCGCCACCGUACAGAGCUCUGUCUGAUGACAGCGAGGACAAUGAGGAGGAAUAUGCAUUUACCAACAAAAAAAUCAGGCAGAGAUAUGCAGACCUGCCGGGAGAAUUGCACAUCAUUGAACUCGAAAAGGAUAAGAAUGGACUUGGGCUCAGUCUUGCUGGCAAUAAGGACAGGUCACGCAUGAGUAUCUUUGUGGUAGGAAUUAACCCGGAAGGACCCGCUGCCAUGGACGGACGGCUGAGGAUUGGAGAUGAACUGUUAGAGAUAAACAAUCAGAUCCUGUAUGGAAGAAGUCACCAAAAUGCAUCUGCCAUUAUCAAGACCGCCCCGCCAAAGGUCAAGCUGGUUUUUAUCAGAAAUGAAGAUGCCGUCAGUCAGAUGGCCGUCACUCCCUUUGUCUUGCCGGCAAGUUCGCCAUCUUCUCUAGAGGAUCAGAGCGGCCCCGACACGGCUGGCUGUGAGGACGACGGCAGCCUCGACGUGAGCAUUAAGCAACUGCCUGAAAGUGAGAGCUGCAGACAGGAGGACACGUCCCCGGUGACAGGACAAGGCAUGCUGGCCGAGCCACAGAGGGCACCAAAGUGCCCAGCAGACCAUACUCCAGGGACAGCCCGGUGCCUCGCUGCCUCCACCAGACUCUUCCAGCUGGGGCUGGGUUCCCUGGCUAACUACAGAUCCAGAAGGCAGGCUGUCAGCCAGAUGAAACAGCAGAAGUAUCCUGCGAAGGUCUCCUUCAGUGCGCAAGAGAUACCCUUAGCGCCGACUUCAUCCUUCCCAUCACCAGAUGCAGACCACCCCGGCUACGGUGGCUUCGAGGCUCCUCUGUCGGUGGACCCUGCCACGUGUCCCAUUGUCCCCGGCCAGGAAAUGAUUAUAGAAAUAUCCAAGGGACGGUCCGGGCUUGGCCUCAGCAUCGUGGGAGGAAAAGACACGCCCUUGGAUGCUAUAGUUAUACAUGAAGUCUACGAAGAAGGAGCAGCUGCCAGAGAUGGAAGACUUUGGGCUGGUGACCAGAUAUUAGAGGUGAACGGGACCGACCUGCGGAGUGCCAGCCACGAGGAGGCCAUCACCGCGCUGAGGCAGACCCCGCAGAAGGUGCGGCUGGUGGUGUACCGGGACGAGGCUCACUACAGGGACGAGGAGAACCUGGACGUCUUCCCCGUGGACCUGCACAAGAAGACGGGCCGCGGGCUGGGCCUGAGCAUCGUGGGGAAACGGAAUGGAAACGGGGUGUUCAUCUCCGACAUUGUGAAGGGCGGCGCCGCAGACCUGGAUGGAAGGCUGACCCAGGGCGACCAGAUCCUGUCUGUGAACGGGGAGGACAUGAGAAGCGCCUCCCAGGAGACCGUUGCCACAGUCCUCAAGUGUGCACAGGGGCUUGUGCAGCUAGAGAUCGGAAGACUCCGAGCUGGUUCCUGGACCUCCUCGAGAAAGACAUCACAGAUCAGUCAGGGGGCUAUGCACGGCGCACACGGCGGCUUUCCUCCCGCCAUCGCUCCCGUCCUCACCAGCCUGCAGAACCUGGUCGGCACCAAGAGAACCUCAGAUCCUGCCCCGCAAAACCCAGCCACUGAUACGGGACCAAGAACUGUUGAGAUCGUCAGGGAGCCCAACGAUGCCCUUGGAAUCAGUAUUGCUGGCGGCAAAGGAAGCCCCCUAGGAGAUAUUCCUAUAUUCAUCGCCAUGAUUCAGGCCAGCGGUGUGGCUGCUCGGACCCAGAAGCUGAAGGUUGGAGACCGGAUUGUCAGCAUUAACGGGCAACCUUUGGAUGGGUUGACGCAUACCGACGUGGUUAAUGUGCUGAAGAACGCAUACGGGCGCAUCAGCCUACAGGUCGUGGCAGAUACCAACAUUGGUGCCAUCGCCUCCCAGUUUGAGUCCAUGACGACGGGCCACGCCGGUUCCCCCACUGGAGACUACCACCCCGAAGACUCCGAAACAUCUGCACCUAAGAUUAUUACUUUGGAGAAAGGCUCUGAAGGACUGGGGUUCAGCAUUGUAGGGGGUUAUGGAAGCCCCCAUGGAGACCUGCCAAUUUAUGUCAAGACUAUAUUUGUAAAGGGAGCCGCCGCCGAUGACGGCCGCCUGAAGCGCGGGGACCAGAUCCUAGCUGUGAAUGGCGAGAGCCUGGACGGCGUCACCCACGAGCAAGCCGUGUCCAUCCUGAAGCGCCAGCGAGGGACCGUCUCCCUGACGGUGCUGCCCUGAGCCCCCGGGGACCCCCACCCCGAGCCACGCUGCUGUAGUUCCCCGGAGAACGAUGACGCGCCGUGCCAGGAUGCGGAGCAGCCUUGCCCGAAAGCCCCCUCCGACGUCAUCAGCCGCGUGGGGACCUCUGGCUGUCCCCCGGCCCCACCCUCCCCAGCUUCUCUCGCCGCUGGGCCAGGCCGGGGGAGAAGGGGUCUGGGCUGUUUUGCAUUUCGCGUCUGGCCUCUGGUUGGUUCCUCGGAGGGUCUCUGCUGAAACCGGAGCGCGCGCUCUUUCCCUUCGCGCAUCCUUCGCGCAUCCCUCGCGCAUCCUUCGCGCAUCCCUCCCGCAUCCCUCCCGCAUCCCUCCCGCAUCCUUCGUGCAUCCUUCGCGCAUCCUUCCCGCCCUGCCCUGCAGAGGCCGGCGCAGCCUGUGCUCCCACCCGCGAGCGGGAGCGAGUGUUAGAGCCCGUUGCCAGCGCGCUCCUGAUUGACUCGCGCUGACUGUCCCUCCAGGUGUGCGGGGGGGCGGGGGGGGGGACACCAGCCGCAUAAUCAACUUGCCAGGGAGCCCCCCAGCCUCCGAGGGGAGACGGCUGCGCCCUCUUCUGCACCACGGACCGUCCAGCCGGUCUCCAAUCCACCUCUCUGGGGAGAUCUUUUCAUGGUGUGUCCGGAUAGGGUCGUGCGUCCGUUUGCAGACUCUCAUCUGCGCAGCCCGGCAGACCUGCCCGCCCUUUCCUUCCCUGAGCACUUGCGCCCGCACUCGCAGCCAGGGACGGGGGCCCCACGCUCUGACUCCCAACAACCCCGAGGAACGUUGCAGUCCCGGAAGCUUCUCUGGGGUCCGUGCUGUGGCGGAGACAAGCAGCGUUCCCACCCCGUAGCCUGCCCAGGAGGAGGGAAAGGCCCCCAACUGGAGCCAAGGCGAGCACAGGUUUCUUCAGUCAAGCCCCACUGGGGGAGGGGCGCCUGGACUGUGUCUAGUACCAUGGCAACGUUGGUGAUACUUCCGCCCGGGUGUCCUGAGGCACAAUGCAUUUCACGUCUGGCUGGACCUCAGAAUCAGAGAUGGCAACGCGUGCUCGUGUUUCACACUCUCAAGGGCACGUUCCAUGGGCCGGACUGUUGCUUGCCAAAAAAGUAACAGCAGGGGCCAGAGAGAUAGUACAGUGGUUAGGGCACUUGCCUUGCAUCGGCUGACCAGGCUUCAAUCCCCAGCACCGCACGUUGUUUCCUGUACAUGGCCAGUGAGUGCAGAGCCAGGAGGAAGCCCUGAGCACCAGCCAGGUGUGACCCCCCC